AUAAAACAGCAGUGUGUGUCGGUUUGUGUGUAAUGUUACUAGAUUCACUGCGCGCUGUUCAGGCUGGCUGUUAUCGUUUGUCCCCGGUUGGUUUUUUGAUGCUUGUCCAAUUACUUAAAGUUCAUGAUUUGGUCUCCUCCCCUUCGCCGCUUCAUGCCGGCUGCGAUCCUACACCUCACUAUUUAAGCUGCAUUCGACCGGGCGGAGGAGGUGAGCUCAUAUCUAGGUGAGUGUGUUUUGGGACGGUUGCCGCUCAAACACUGGAUGGGAAGGUGAGCGAGUCCAGUGCAAGUUUGGACAGGUUGGAGAUGCAUCGGGUGGAGAGCGAUUGAUCGCUUCACUGUGGACAUUGGCCGGCCGGACGCGGACUGGAUGGAGAUAUGAGUGUGGUGGGCGGCUUCCAUCACCGCCCUGUCGGGCACCCGGCCUUUCCCUUUGCCCCAAGUCACCGCUGCCACCAGGACCACCCGUUUGUCCAGGGUUGGUUCCUGAACCAAGGGCCGCUCUCUCCCACUGACUCGAGCCAGCCUUCGUUCAGCCCCGGGCCCAGCGUUAACGGGGCGCUGCCCGACCCGGGGCGGCCGGUAGCGGGGGCCCGCAGAGGGCCGCCUGUCCCGAGGAAGGAGCGGCGCCGCACAGAGAGCAUCAACAGCGCCUUCUCCGAUCUGCGGGAAUGUAUUCCCAACGUCCCUGCCGACACCAAACUGUCCAAGAUCAAAACACUGCGGCUGGCCACCAGUUACAUCGCCUAUCUGAUGGAAACCCUGGCGAAGGACAGUCAGGGCGGCGAGACAGAGGCGUUCCGCGCCGACCUGAAGAAAAUGGAGAGCAGGGAAGGCAAACGCAAGCGGGAGACGAAUGAACCGGCGAACGUGGCCAGAAGCGGCGGCGGCGGCGGCGAUAAGAGGAUGAAGGGGAGGACCGGGUGGCCGCAGCAAGUCUGGGCUCUGGAACUCAGCCAGUGAAGCGGCGGCGGCGGCGCGCCUUUGGUUUCAGCGCCCGGGGAUCAGGCGGACUGAGCAGCGGGUGGUGCAGAUACUGUGCAAGUGCAAUGUUCAAUCUGUUGACAUGACAAUGAGAAGGGAAACGAUUCUCCAGAAUCCAUAUGAAACCCGCUCAUUACUCGGUAAAUGAGGUCGGAAUGACUUGGGUAACCUUCCAGAAAGGUCUCUCCGGACCAGGAACCCUGUCCGGUGAAGGAUUGGACUCAAAUGUAGAAACCGGGCCAGCCACAGCGAGAUUUCGUUCGGCUUGGGAACUUUGAGUGAGGCGGGGAUUAGUAUUGUGACUUUCCGCCACGCCCCACUUCAUCAAUGUGCUGUUGACAAGUGUACUUUAAUAAAUUGUCUAUUUACAAUUCUAUGCAGCGACAUUGUAAACAAAGAGCGGCCCAGGCCGAGCUGCUGCUGCCUUUUAAAGGUUGUCCAUUGUGGAUUGGCUGGCAUUUGCCAGAGUCCAUGUUCCCCUCAGGGCCACUUUCACCACGGUGCUGCCAUCCAGAUCCCCACUGACGUGUUUCAGUCGCCGACACCUGUGGUUUUAACGGCUUUUUCCGCCGGAGAAGCGACGCUGGUGCAAAUCAAAUGGGUUUCACCAGCCCUGCUCUCCCCAUUCCCCUCCGCCCGCGGUCUGUGCGUUAGAAUUGACAGACCCGGCUCAUAAACACGGGAAUGUACUUUGGAGACGUUCUGACUCCAGAAUGAGCUCAAUAAACAGCCUGCUCGCUCUAAUGGUCUAAAUUGAGAAAGGUUUCAUUCGGGUUGGUCCACAAACCGACUACCCUGGCCGUCGGGACCAGGAGACAUCGAUCCCAGUGUUUACAAGAGCCACUUUAGAAGUUUAUCAACAAUAUAAGGGGUCGCAAAUGAAUAUAAUCCGUUCCUGAAGAAGGGUCUCGACCCGAAACGUCACCCAGUCCUUCUAUCCAGACUUACUGCCUGUCCCGCUGAGAUACUCCAGCUUUUUGUGUCUAUUUCCAUGUAAACCAGCAUCUGCAGUUCCUUCCGACACAUGACCAGUCCGUGUUGGUAUUCUGCCCCCAUUCUAACCAGUGUAUUCCAGUAGCCGCGCCCGGUCCACACCGGCACCUCGCCUGUGUUGGUCUCCUUGGAGUCCCAGUAAAUUAAUACUCAAACGAAAUCAUUAUGACCCCCCACCCCCACAUGAAUUUCGGGUGCCAAUUCCUCCCGAGGUGGGUCUGUUAUGGGCGAUUCUAAUAAAUCCGUCAAUGUUUUUCAAGUCGGUAGUAAGCGGCGCGGCACUCGCAAAGUUAAAGCAGCAGGCGACACAUCUAAGGUCGAGGGCGGAAAGAUGCUCGAACUCAAACAUUUUUUAAUUCAUAUUCUUUAUGCUUCGUCGAAAGGCACUAAACGAACCGGAUGUAAUGAUAAAUCAUAAUAAAUCUUCGGAAAUAUAAGGCGA
Amblyraja radiata (thorny skate) is the source of this 2421-nucleotide messenger RNA. RefSeq names its product heart- and neural crest derivatives-expressed protein 1-like. The record is from RefSeq and is a predicted model, not a curated record. The coding region runs from base 381 to 965 and encodes 194 amino acids. Gene Ontology annotation, biological process: heart development; regulation of transcription by RNA polymerase II. Gene Ontology annotation, molecular function: protein dimerization activity; DNA-binding transcription factor activity, RNA polymerase II-specific; RNA polymerase II transcription regulatory region sequence-specific DNA binding. The transcript is spliced from 2 exons. NCBI's taxonomy places the organism in Eukaryota, Metazoa, Chordata, Chondrichthyes, Rajiformes, Rajidae.